This is a messenger RNA of Phascolarctos cinereus (koala), 2716 nucleotides long. It is a transcript of the gene TMEM42, whose product is annotated as transmembrane protein 42. The record is from RefSeq and is a predicted model, not a curated record. NCBI's taxonomy places the organism in Eukaryota, Metazoa, Chordata, Mammalia, Diprotodontia, Phascolarctidae.
GUGCAGCAGGAGUCGCGUGAAGCAGGCAGCCUAUGGCGGCGCGGGGGCGUGCUUGCCGCAGAAGGCGGAGCACCUGGAGGGACCCUGGCAAAGGCUCUGGCUUGGCCUCGGCUCCCAGCUCCGGCUCUGGAACGGGCCCCCUGGCGCUCCCGCUCCCGCUCCCGCUCCCGGUGCCCGUGCCGGCGGCGAUGGCGGCGAUUCUGGGGCCCAGUGCCCUGGCUCGGCUCCGCUGGGGCUCGGCCUUCUGCUCCAUCGCGGCCGGAGGCUUGGGCGCCUUCGCGGCCGCCUUUGCCAAGCUGGCCCUGAAGCCGACGACGUCCCGGGGCCCGGAGGAAGAGGAGCAGGGGCUCCCUUAUCCGCCCGCCAUGCAGGCCUGGUUGACCCUGAUGUUCCGGCUGAUGGCCUUUUCCUUGAUGAUUGUCAGCAACUCCCUUAUGUGGGCCUUCUUUUCCAAAGCGCUAAGUAUUUCUUCAUCUUCUGCCACGGCGUCGCUGACAAUGACCGCUUCUAACAUCAUUGCCUCAGCCUUCCUGGGUUACCUGUUGUAUGGAGAAUACUGUGCGGUGAUGUGGUGGGCCGGGGUCGUCCUGAUCCUCUAUGGACUGGCGCUGAUGCACAUAAGCUCGUCGGCCGACGAGGAGCUCGAGGAAAAGAAGAACCAGUAGGGGCAGACCCGAAAGCGAAUGUUCCUCGUGCUGUUGUCAGCCCUUCGGAAUCCCAGGCCUCGAAAAGGCCACUGAGUUCUGGGGGAGCAGUUUUGUCCUGUUGUUGUUAUUUUUUUUUAAAUUCCUAUCUAGGAAAGAAACCAAUGCUAGACACCAUCUGAUUGAUUCAUGCUUUAAAGAUCUCUUCAGGCAGGGCAUGCUCAUGUCACUAGGCCCCUGGCAAGUGGAUUUGUGCUUCUGACUCAGCUGAGACACUCUGCUAGAUGUCUAGAAAUCCCAGGGAGAAAGAAAGCAGUGUUCUUGCUGGAGCUGAUGUUCAGAUCGAUCUGUUCCUUGGGCUCAGGGGACAGAUGCCAGGAAGAGGCUUUGCCUCUGGUGAGCAUUUCUCCUUGGGGUAUCCUAGACAGAAUAGAGAAGGCUGACCUUGGGAUUGACCUUAGGCCUGAGUCUUUCUUGCUCUCUCACUGGAGCUCCAGUGACACCAGUAGUAUGUUUAUCACAAACCAUAAAUCUUAAUUUAAUGAGGAUUUACGGUCAGUUGGUAUUGAUAUGUGCCAUUAACAAUUACUAAGCACCUAGGCUAGACAAGGCCCAGGAAACCAAACUAGUGAGACAAUGUCAUUCCCUGCCCUCAAGGGAUACUCAGUGUGUUUGAGAAGGGACAAAGAAGAAUGAUACUGGUUAGAAAGUGAUAAAAAGGAAGGAAGGGAUAAAAGCCAAGGGAAAACCUAAGACCAGGGUCUCUUAUCCUUUUUGGGGACAUGGGCCCCUUUGGCAGGCUGGUGAAAUGGACCCCUUCUCAGAAUAAGAUUUUUAAAAUAAUAAAACAAAAUACAUAGGAUUACCAAGGAAACCCAAUUGGAAUACAGUUAUCAAAAACAAACAAAUACAUGGAUGCCCAGUUUAAGAACCCUUAAUGUAAGACAAUGUGCCAUAAGAAAUUUAAGGAGGGUGCCCAGGUUAAGAUCCCCUGGUCUAAGACAAUGUGCCAUAAGAAAUUUGAGAAGGAAGAAGUCUCAGCUGGGGAAGGAUCAGGGAAGCCUUCACAAAGGAGGGGGUUACUGAGCUGGGUCAUAGAGAGGAUUUCAGAAAGAAGAAAUGUGGAGGAAAUGAGUUGUAGGUAGAGAAAAGAGCCUUGGCAAAUGGAAGAGGAGAGUGAGGGGCAGCUGGUUGUCUAGUUUAUGUGGGGGUAGACUUCAUGGGAGAAGGUGGUAUGAAGGCUAGACAGAGAGGUGGAAGCCAGCCUGUCAAGGACCCUAAAAUGCCACAAGUAUUUAUUUAUCAAGCUCCUACUAUGUGCCAAGCACAGUGCUAAGUAUUGACGAUACCAAGACAAAAAAUGAAUCAUCCCAACUUGUUAGACAAAGAUAGAUAUGACUGUAGACUGUAUAAAGUGCUUCAGUACAAAUCUAUACAAAGUAGUUAGGGAUUUGGCUCCCUAUCACUCCUCCACUUCCAGGGUCGACAGCCUCCGCAGGAGAAUCAAAAUUUACUCUUAAUUCUUCUGUAGCACUUGCAGUUCUGAGAUUGAUUUGAAUACCCCCGAAGUAUACUAGGGAGGUCUACAUAGUCUGGCUGCCAUCUUCGUCUUCAGCUCUGAAAGAACAAAGUCAUCCCAAGAAAGAAAACAAAAGCAGGGAGAUGGUUCAGAGAACGAUGGCAUGUGACUGUAAUGGAUAUUCAAAGAAUAAUUGAAACGUUCAGUAAAACUUAGUUCUUUAGAAAAAAACUGCAGUUGAUAAGCAUACAGUUGACAGCACUAUGGGGCCUUUGCAGCUCACUGGUGAGUUCCUGGCCAGGAUCCCCAUUUCCUGAAGAGCCCCAACCAGGCUUGUGCUUGCUUCAUGUUCAGCUCUCUCUCCCACCUGCCCCACCUGCUUAGCAGCCUCACCCCAGCUUGAUUGCCCAAAUCCCCCCCAGCCCCCCUUUAUGUGUUGUAUUCCUGCAUUAGGAUGUAAGCUCCUUGAGAGGAGGAACUGAAUCGUUUGCUUGUAUUUGUAUAGUAUAGUGUCUAGCAUGUAAGAGUUCAAUAAAUCUAGCAAGCAAAGAGA